AUGGCGGCGGCCCCACGCGCGUGCAGGGGACACGGGCGGCCGCUCCCGGUACUGCUGCUGCUGCUGCUGUUGGCGCUGCCGCCUUUGGGGGGCCCGCCGGGCGCCGCCGCCUACUUCCCCGAGGAGCGCUGGAGCCCCGAGUCGCCGCUGCAGGCGCCGCGAGUGCUGAUCGCACUGCUGGCACGCAACGCGGCCCACGCGCUGCCUGCCACCCUGGGCGCCCUCGAGCGGCUGCGGCAUCCGCGGGAGCGCACGGCGCUGUGGGUGGCCACAGACCACAAUGCAGACAACACGUCAGCGGUGCUUCGGGAGUGGCUGGUGGCUGUGAAGGGUUUGUACCACUCUGUGGAGUGGCGGCCGUCGGAGGAGCCCAGGUCCUACCCAGAUGAGGAGGGCCCCAAACACUGGUCUGACUCACGCUACGAGCAUGUCAUGAAGUUGCGCCAGGCGGCUCUAAAAUCAGCCCGGGAUAUGUGGGCUGAUUACAUCCUGUUUGUGGACGCCGACAACCUGAUCCUCAGCCCGGACACGCUGACCCUGCUCAUCGCAGAGAACAAGACGGUGGUGGCCCCCAUGCUGGAUUCCCGGGCUGCGUACUCCAACUUCUGGUGCGGGAUGACAUCCCAGGGCUACUACAAGCGCACGCCUGCCUACAUCCCCAUCCGCAAGCGGGACCGCCGGGGCUGCUUUGCCGUCCCCAUGGUGCACUCGACCUUCCUGAUCGACCUGCGGAAGGCGGCAUCCAGGAACUUGGCCUUCUACCCUCCGCACCCUGACUACACCUGGUCCUUUGAUGACAUCAUUGUUUUUGCCUUCUCCUGCAAGCAGGCAGAGGUCCAGAUGUACGUCUGCAACAAGGAAGUGUACGGCUUUCUGCCGGUGCCACUGCGGUCACACAGCACCCUCCAGGAUGAGGCCGAGAGCUUCAUGCACGUGCAGCUGGAGGUCAUGGUGAAGCACCCACCCUCAGAGCCCUCGCAGUUCAUCUCAGUGCCCACCAAGACGCCAGACAAGAUGGGCUUUGACGAGGUCUUCAUGAUCAACCUGAAGCGGCGGCAGGACCGGCGGGAACGCAUGCUGCGGGCCCUGGAAGAGCAGGAAAUAGCCUGCCGGCUGGUGGAGGCUGUGGACGGCAAAGCCAUGAACACCAGCCAGGUGGAGGCUCUGGGCAUCCAGAUGCUGCCCGGCUACCGGGACCCCUACCAUGGGCGGCCCCUCACCAAGGGCGAACUGGGCUGCUUCCUCAGCCACUAUAACAUCUGGAAGGAGGUUGUGGACCGCGGGCUGCAGAAAUCACUCGUGUUUGAGGAUGACCUACGCUUCGAGAUCUUCUUCAAGAGGCGACUGAUGAACCUUAUGCGGGAUGUGGAGCGGGAGGGUCUGGACUGGGACCUCAUCUACGUGGGCCGGAAGCGGAUGCAGGUGGAGCACCCCGAGAAGGCUGUGCCCCGCGUGAGGAACCUGGUGGAGGCCGACUACUCGUACUGGACCCUGGCCUACGUGAUCUCCCUGCAAGGCGCCCGCAAGCUGCUGGCUGCCCGGCCGCUCUCCAAAAUGCUGCCCGUGGACGAGUUCUUGCCAGUCAUGUUCGACAAGCACCCAGUGUCUGAGUACAAGGCCCACUUCUCCCCGCGGGACCUGCGCGCCUUCUCCGUGGAGCCCCUGCUCAUCUACCCCACGCACUACACAGGGGACGACGGGUAUGUGAGCGACACGGAGACCUCAGUCGUGUGGAACAACGAGCGCGUCAAGACCGACUGGGACCGCGCCAAGUCCCAGAAGAUGCGAGAGCAGCAGGCCCUGAGCCGCGAGGCCAAGAACUCCGACGUGCUCCAGUCCCCGCUGGACAGUGCCGCCCGGGAUGAGCUCUGA
This is a messenger RNA of Rangifer tarandus platyrhynchus (Svalbard reindeer), 1872 nucleotides long. NCBI's taxonomy places the organism in Eukaryota, Metazoa, Chordata, Mammalia, Artiodactyla, Cervidae. The record is from the annotation of a GenBank genome assembly.